Messenger RNA from Drosophila willistoni, 504 nucleotides. RefSeq lists its product as uncharacterized. Bases 1 to 504 code for a protein of 167 amino acids. Lineage: Eukaryota; Metazoa; Arthropoda; Insecta; Diptera; Drosophilidae. The transcript has a single exon. The record is from RefSeq and is a predicted model, not a curated record.
AUGAUAUUUAACAAUUGUUCCUGCACCCGCGAUGAUCCAGAGAAUAUGCUCUCACAUCUUAGUUGUGGCAUAAGCAAGAGCUCAAAGCGUCCCACCUUCACAAUUGAAUUGGAAUUCCGACAGCCUGUUGUGAAAUUUAAGGUCAAUAUGCGUGUCAUGUUGCCAAGACCGAAGAGUGUGGGCGAUGAUUUUCCACUUUUCAAUCUAACCGAUAUUGAUGGCUGUAAUUUGCUGUCAAAUAAAAAUCAAAUAACCAUGAUUAAACUGGGACGCGAGAAUAUGGAUCGUUUUAGCAAUAUACCGAAACGUUGUCCCUGGCCAAAGGAUGUGCGCUAUUAUGUGCGUGGCUAUCGCACGGAUAUGCAAACCUUACCAGCUUUCAGUUUCGAGGCCGAUAUGCAUCUGUGGUUUGAGUUUGUAGUCAAUCAUAAUAAGAUCAUUAAGGGAUUCAUUCAGAGUCGCGUGCAAAGACGUCGUGGCAGCAAAAAGUCCAGCGAUAUUUAG